This is a messenger RNA of Linum trigynum, 5712 nucleotides long. NCBI's taxonomy places the organism in Eukaryota, Viridiplantae, Streptophyta, Magnoliopsida, Malpighiales, Linaceae. The record is from the annotation of a GenBank genome assembly.
AUAAUAAUACUUCCUAACCAAAACACCCCAAAACUCCCUAAAAACAUACCCUAAAACACUGAAAAGGCAUCCCAAAAUCACAAAAACAUAGAUACACUGACAAACUAAACUGAUCCAAAUGACAAAAUAACUCAAAACCCAUGUUUCUAACAAUCCACAAGCAAAUUACUUAAUAUUAUACUCGGUAUUGUUCGCUACUAUAUCUAUCUAUCAACAUAGGGUUAUAUCUUUCCUUUUUAUUUUCUUUUUGUUUGAACAUAUCAAUGCUAAAAGCUCCUCCUCCAUGCUUAUUCCACCUCUCUUAUUCAAUUGAAAAUAAUUACCAACCUUUGUGUUGUAAAUUGUAACCGAUUUGGGCCAAAGCUUGUUUGCAUUUCACUUCUUCUCUAUUGGUGGAGCCUAUGAUCAUGAUUUAGCUCACCAAACGAAUUAAUUAAUGAUAAUCGUGCUUAGUGCACUCUUUGAUUUAUCAAUCAGUUCCCCCCCCCCCCCUUCUAUUGGUGAUAUUUUGGUGCAUGUAUUGAAUGCGCCUCUCAUUCUUGGCUAACAAGUUAAAUGAUGAUGUUUCCAUGAUUUACAACUCUUCGAAUACCGAAGGUUGCAGAAAACUAGCGAUAUAAUAUUUCAUGAUGAAAGUGUGAUUUAAGCGUAGUUUAGACUUCUCGUACCACUAAAAACUAUUUACCGCACAAAAGUGGGAGACAACAACUUAUUUGGGGGAAAACUACUAAUUAACUAAACACUGAUCAAUAAAGUAUUGUUAGCUCUUAUCCAUUUAUGGAUUAAAUUAUUAUUUUUCUUAUUGUAUCAUUAUUAGUUUAUGUUAUGUAAUCUAACUUAUGAGGACUUUAGUAUAACCUUCCAAAACUCCAAAUUGUUGGCUUCUGUACUGCCAAUUCUCAGGUUACCAAAUCCAGCGGCUACCCGCUACUGUGGUUUUGGACCAUUCUGUCCCAUUCCGACUUCCAAUUAACAAUAAUAAUAAUAAUUAAUAUUAUUGUUAAUUUUAUAUACUCGCUUUUGGCCCCAGAUCGCAGGCUUGUAAAGAUAUCUGUUGGGCUUUUGAGCCUCAAUUUGCAGGCUCUUAGGCAAAUCGGAAAUAGAAGCGACAACAGGCGAAUGUCAUAAAGAAAACGUCCAACGAGGAAAAAGGCCUUCCGGCGGACCGGCAGUGGUCUGCAGAGAGUGGUGACCCAGAAAGAAAUACGAAUCAUAGGCCCGCAGUACAGCUUUGUAACCUGAUUUGGGCUGGGUUGAAGUUUCAAAAAAAUCUCCUUUUUUUGUGGGCUUUCAACGGGGGAAGCCCACUACUAUAAAAUUCAUAUCACGAGUGGAAGUCCUUCAUGGCUGGGUGGGUUGAGGUUGAAUAGUCAACAGUACUUGACAAAAAUAAAACGUGCAUUACCAUGCACGUAAGCUCUAGGUCCACCCGAGAAAAAGAAGAAACAGAUAGUAACGAUGAUAAGCUCAUAAGGUUCACUCAUACCUCUAGUGGAGGACUUGAUUAAUUUGUGUGGAAACUUAGUUGUGUGGUGCAGAUUUGAGUCUCGAGUCUAUGUCCUUUAGCUUGGAAGCUCAGUUAUGGUGUGCAUUUUACUCUCCCCAAAUCAAACUAAUCUCAAGUCAAGUUCUUUCUUUGGCUUUGUACUUACUCUCCAAUCUCCAUGGAGGUUCCCUAUAUAUACUCUCCUCCGAUCCCCCAAGCAGCUAAGCAAAGCCAUUGAAAGAGAGAUAUUGAAACUCCAAUCCACCCAUGGCGAAACUAGCAGCUGCUAUAUCCCUUCUACUAACGCUGCAACUAUGCUGCGGUGCGUCUAGCCAUUCAUAUCCUCCUCCUCGUCCAUCACUGAUCUCUUCAGAACGUUGUCUUCCUGACGAGAGCAUUGCACUGCUGCAGUUCAAGAACUCCUUCGUCGGAGGAGUAGUCAAUCACGACGACGACGAUAAAAUGGCAACGUGGAAGGAAGGAUCGGACUGUUGCUCGUGGGAAGGUGUCACUUGCGACCGUUUCAGCAGUCAUGUCGUCGGCCUCCACCUUGGUUGUGACCAAGUACUGUCCUACGCCCCUUGUCGGCGGUUUCAGGGGAUUCUGCAUCCAAACAGCUCCCUCUUCCACUUGCGGCACCUCCGGAGCCUCGAUCUGUCCUACAAUGACUUCAAUGGCUCCACCAUUCCCUCAACCUUCACCCAGUUGACCAGCCUAACUCAUCUCAACCUCUCUAGAUCGAGGUUUUCCGGUCACAUCCCGCUCGGGUUCAGCCGUCUCAACAAGCUUGUCACACUUGAUCUUUCCUAUAGUUGGCCAGAUGGUGAUCGAGAAAGAGCAGUACUCUCCUUUGGCGACAACGACGAUUUCUCCAAGCUGAUGCUGAACGCCACGGGAUUAAGCGAGCUUCUGCUUUAUGGCGUGAGUAUGUCAAACAUCAAACCCUCCUCCUUCUCCAACUUAUCACACUCCAUGACAGAUAUCGGCCUUUCCGACUCUGGAUUAGUAGGGGAUUUUCCGGAGAGCGUCUUUCGCCUCCCAAACCUCCAAGGGUUUGUUCUCUAUGAAAAUCCACAGCUCUCCGUUCAAUUUCCAUUCUCGAAUUGGACUGCUAGCCACCUCAAGGUUUUAAUUCUCUCCUCCGUCAAUUUCUCUCGACAACUGAUGAUCCCAGCUUCAAUCGGGGAUUUGAAGUCCUUGCACACUUUAUACCUUGACGACUGUUCAUUGUCGGGGUCAGUCCCAGAUUUUAUAGGGAACCUCACGUCCUUGACUGAUUUCAGCCUUCGAUUCAAUUCAUUAUCCGGGAGAUUUCCUGAUAAUAUUUUUCGCAACCUAGUUCAGCUGGAAGUCUUGGAUUUGCAUAGCAACAAAUUUUCUGGCUGGUUUCCUGGUACUUUCGGUAGCCUCUCGCACAAACUUACAUAUCUAGACGUUUCCAAUAACAAUUUCACAGGUCCUAUUCCAUCUCUCAUCUUUAACCUGCCAAAACUUCAAAUCUUGGAUUGUUCAUACAAUCAGCUUCUGUACCUUGACCUAAGCUACAACAUGAUUGAAGGCCCACUUUCUAUCCCGAGGAGUCCUCAACUUCAAUACUUGGCAGUGGCCAAUAAUAAGUUGACAGGGAGGAUGCCACACCACAUUUGUAACCUCCCUUUGCUUACCGUCAUCAACUUGUCUAACAACAACUUGAGUGGCACCAUUCCGAAGUGCUUGGUCAACCUUACCGAUUUGAGAGUCUUGCAAUUGAGGAUGAACAACUUCCACGGUUCAGUUCCAUCCAUAUUUGGCAAUAUGAGCUCCUUGGAAAAUCUGGACUUGAAUGACAACACAUUGGGAGGUCCAUUGCCGCAAAGCUUAACAGGGUGCAAGGAGCUUCAAGUAUUGGAUGUCGGGAACAAUGAACUUAAUGGUGUUUUCCCAUUUUGGUUGUCAUCUCUUCCUGGGCUCAAAGUUCUCAUCUUGCACAAUAAUAGUUUCCAUGGCACUAUCACGACCGAGAGUAUGGAUCCCAUGAACAGCUUUCCCAUGUUGCGGAUAUUGGACAUCUCCAACAACUACUUCAACGGUCUUCUGCCCGCAAGCUUGUUUCACAAGUUCCCGGCCAUGAUGAUGCUGCAUGAGUCCGAGAAAAUUGGAGUGCAUUACAUUGCACGGUCAAGUGAUAAUGAGUACUACUCUGUUGUUCUGAUAGUGAAAGGCCAAGAGAUGAUGAUAACCAAAAUCCUCACCAUCUUCACCACCGUGGACUUGUCGAACAACAAUUUCCACGGCAGUAUUCCAGACGCAAUCGGAGAGCUCAAGUCACUUCUACUCCUUAAUCUGUCACACAACAACUUCAUUGGCCCAAUCCCAUCUUCCCUGGUGAACUUGAACGAACUUGAAUUCUUGGAUCUCUCCUCAAACCAACUUACAGGGGAGAUCCCAUCACGAUUGGCAAGUUUGACAUAUCUUUUAAUUUUGAACUUGUCACGAAAUUCGCUCCAGGGGCAGAUACCUCAAGGCAACCAAUUCCUCACAUUCGAUAAUACUUCUUACAUUGGAAACGAAGGGUUGUGCGGGCCUCCUUUGAUCAAGAAGUGCGGAGGUGAUCAUGUUGAGGAUUCUGAACCUGCAGAAUCCGAGUCCGAUGUAACACUGUUUGAUUGGACAUUCGCAGGUGCUGGGUAUGGAUCCGGGCUAGUGAUCGGAGUAUCGACCGCCUACAUUAUGUUCAUAAUCAGGAAGCCACGGUGGCUGGUGGAGAUGAUAGAUAAUUGUAUUCGACGGCAACACCAGGCUAGACGGUGGAGGCCGGCGAUAAGAUUUUAACACUACUGAAUACUGAUCAAAUAAGUGCAAGUCGGAGUUGCUUUCCAUCUUCUCUGUUUUGUCAUGUGUAUGUGUAAUAUUGGUUGCUCCUUCCAUGUAUAAUUCUUCAUGUUCUCUGUUUCGAUGGAAUACUGAUCAACUUAGCUUGAUCAGACUCUCCUUUCUUCUUCUACCUUCAUUUUCCAUCUCUUCCUUUCAUCGUCGGCGAUAAAUAAAGGCCAACAAUCAACUCAACACAAAUAUAUAUACAGGAGUGUAUAUGAGCAAUUUGCCACAUCAGCUGCCGAGAAAGCAGCCCCUAAUUUGCUGAGGGAUAUUUUUGACAAUAGACACUUUUACUAUGGUGAAAUUAAUCAGUUGUAACCGAGCCUCACUCUGCCAAUUUUGGGCCCGUUAGUUAGGCCUGCUAAAGGAUAAAGGAGAAGCCAAGAUUAAAUGCUACUUGCCAGUAGCAGCCCGAUUUGAUUCUAAAGGAGGGGUGCAAAUCCAAUGGUCGGAGCUCAGUCCUCUCAUUUGGGUCAUCAUCAUCGGACAACACCCUCUGGGGCGGAGGGAGAGGGUUAAAUUAGGUUUAAAUAGGAAUAGUUCACCUUUCAAAUAUUUGGUGCAUAUGAUUCCCCCAAAAUUAAAGAUGUAUUUAUUCAACAUUUACAAUAAUUUUUCACCAAAUCAUAUCUAAUUGUUAAAAGUAAUUUUAUUUCAAUCAGGAGUAGGGAGAGUGUAACGGGUGGUUCUUUAAGACGAAAAUGAGUAAAUUAGUAUAAUAGUUUUUUCACAGUGUGUAUAAUAGUUAAUUGAGAAUGAAAUUUUGAGUACCUCUAAUUGAUAAUGAUUGACCGAGAGAUUUGCAAAAAAUUUAAGCAAAUAUAAGUUGGUUUUGGUUCGCGGGGAAGUGUUAGUAAAUACUAAAUGGUAUUAGAUUCAUUAUUAAAAAUUUCUCAACAACUCGACUUAUCGAUACUAAACGGUCUUGACAAAGAACAUCAUUCAAAAGUAAAUGUCUAACUAAAUCAUGAAUAAUUGUUUGAUACACAUAGAGCGAUAUUUUUUAUAGUUUUGAUAUAUAUUUCAAUUGCCAAUUUUUGUAAAUACAAAAUUAUAUCAUGAAUGAUUUAAAAAGUUAACAAAACUAUUUAUUGUAUGUAUAUUUUUUAAAAAUUGACUCACCCACAAUAAAAUACUGACUACACCCCUGUUGUUCGUGACACCAAUAGCUUCAUACUGCGAUCAAAAUUACAACUCCCCCAUCGAGCAAAGUGAUUCAUGGAUUGUGUCAAGCUAUGACACAGAGGAGGUUUUCUUUAAAAGGAUUGCUACUUUCUUCAAAAUUAGGCACCAAACAACUGAGGGAACUUUGUCAUAGUCACUCUGUGUGUGAGAACAAUAGUACAAUUUAAUGAAAUAGCGCUACACCU